Messenger RNA from Chaetomium fimeti, 1792 nucleotides. RefSeq lists its product as uncharacterized. Bases 220 to 1584 code for a protein of 454 amino acids. The record is from RefSeq and is a predicted model, not a curated record. Lineage: Eukaryota; Fungi; Ascomycota; Sordariomycetes; Sordariales; Chaetomiaceae. The transcript is spliced from 3 exons.
CGACCGACCUCAAAAGGCAGCCUCAGCGGCGCAACUGUUAAAGGUACCUACCUAGCCACUCAAACGGGUACAUUUCAGCAUUUCCGACACGUUGAGUAAUUCUAGGUACCUAUCCAUGCUAUAACUUCUGUUUGGUCAUUUAAGCCACAACUGCCGCUCCAACCUGAACAAACUGCGACAUCAAUCGUCGUUGACGAGACAGCCGUGGUCACCUCUCCGAUGCCGCCCAGGAUCUUCAACGAUGUGCAUUUCCAACACUGGGAACCCCCGGUGCUCGGGGAUACAACAUGGGGUCUAUUUCCCCGUCUCCCCCCCGAGCUGCGCCUGCACGUCUGGCUGGUUUACCUCCGGCGGUACCGCAUGAUCGAGCUCAACAUCUGUCGCGCCGCCGACGAGGAUGCCACGACGUAUCCCGGCAAUGGUUUCCAUUCCCGAUACUACACAAACCGUAACGCCUAUGGCAACAUUGUCAGCGGUCGGGACUAUAUGCUGAGCUGGAACGGCCGUCGUCGAGGCCAUCCUGGAUCCUAUAGCCCGUUGCUAUGGGUGAACCAGGAAUCGAGGCGGGCCACGCUGGUCUUCUACCGCGUGAAGUUGCCUUUCUUUGGGCUGCUUAGGGAGCAGGUCCUGUACCUUAACCCAGAGUACGAUGUUGUGUCGAUUCACCCCCGAUGGGACCAGGUCGGCAGCGCCGACUUUGACCCCCUUACUCUGCUAGCUGACCUGCUACACGAUGUCAAGGCUUAUGACCGCAUGGGCCAAGGCGUUGCGCACCUCGCACUGAACAAAGACUUCUUUUGGUUAAACAUGAUGGGAUUUGGUUCCUUACCUUUUCAACUGACCCCAGACGCGCUCCACCCGGUAGCCGCGGCAUCGUUUACCGACAUCCUCCGGCGGCGGCUGCGCUCCGUGCUCUUUGUCAUUCGUUUCCGGUCGUGUUACCGGGGCCUGGGCGAAUUCCCCGCGCGCCAGGGAUAUCAAUACCACUUCGCGCAGACUUUUCCCCUCGGCCGACGAAACCACCCGGCUGGGGCCUUCCACUGGCUCGACGCCGAUCCGCGGCCCGGCGUGGACAUCGACAUCCGCCAGCUGCCGCUCGGCGGGGACCCGCGCGUGCUCGGCCGCGGCUGGAAGCAGUUAGAGCAAGCCUUUGGAGUCACCAGACCUGCGCAGGACCAACAACAUGACGGGGAGGCGCGUGGCGAGGGCGGCAAUGCCGGGCUGCGCCUCUACGUCUGCCCUAGGGUCACCUGGCCCAAGUACGAGCGGGCGGACCUGCUUGCGCUGAACAUAGCGGCAACGCAGCCGCAGGAGGGGCACUCAGAAGAAGAGGACGAUGAGGAAGGGCCGCGGGCGGACCUAGCGAGACACCUCAGGUCCUUCCCAAACGACCCACUGGUGCCAGUGCCUAGACAUGGUGAUGUGGUGGAUGCCGAGAUGUUUGCGAGGAUGGAGCGGUUGCCGUGCACGGCCAUUGGCAUGUGGCUAUUCCCGGCCGAGGCAUUUAAUGAGCCGACCGUUCCGCACCGGUCCUGCUUUGACGCGUCGGCGGUUCGGCCAGGGUUGAUUCUGUUCGACCUUUGACGGGACCGGGGGUGAACUUCAAUGAUCGCGGGCAUAAGGCGGGAUGUAGGGCGCCAAGACACUGGACCGGACUUGCUCAAGUUGAAGCUUUGAGCGGUCAUCCCGACAUAAUGUGCGAAGGAGUUCCCUUGCUGCGUUGCCACGCUCAUGAUGUAAUUACUUCACUUUUUAAGUCUGAGACAUUCCUAGAAUCCCCUAGUUUUCUCCA